This is a messenger RNA of Alosa alosa (allis shad), 4009 nucleotides long. It is a transcript of the gene rps6ka1, whose product is annotated as ribosomal protein S6 kinase a, polypeptide 1. Bases 616 to 2874 code for a protein of 752 amino acids. Lineage: Eukaryota; Metazoa; Chordata; Actinopteri; Clupeiformes; Clupeidae. Gene Ontology annotation, biological process: intracellular signal transduction; protein phosphorylation; positive regulation of DNA-templated transcription. The transcript is spliced from 23 exons. The record is from RefSeq and is a predicted model, not a curated record. Gene Ontology annotation, molecular function: ribosomal protein S6 kinase activity; magnesium ion binding; ATP binding.
CAGCUUGAGUCAGCGCGCCUUUACGCUAAAUGCUGAGGAGAGCACUCGAUUCCGGCGAGGAGCAGGCUGGCGGGACAGGGUCGCCCUUUCACGCAUUCUUUUGGGAAGAGACGCGAUUGCGAAACUCGGGCGAAUUUGAAGUGCACACAAAUCAAGGACUAGAGGACGACCAUUCUCCAUAAAGACAACAAAAGCUACACGCUGACCUUUUACGGCAAGCGAGACCUCGGCUGCAGUUGCGCUCAGACGAUUCAAUUUUCCGGUUGCAUUUUCGCGUCUAAACCUGUCUUAACCUGCGAGAGAACCCUACCCUCCUUCUAAUCGAAGAAUCGACAACUUAGUCCUUGCUUCUCGCACAGGACCAGUAUUUACCUCUGCACGGAGAGGGAGAGCAUCGACGUCAUUGUAGAGGACUUUUUUUUAAUUAUUUCUAAACGUCUUCUGUGUGAAUAUGCGCGUUCAGUCAGCGUAGUGGAGUUUGGAGACAGUGAUUUAACCAGCAUCGGGCCGCCAGCGACUAGAACCGAAAACCAUCUCUUCAGACCGUCUCAAAAACGGACGUUUGAAGGCAAACUGAAAAUAUUUUUGCAGUGAAAGUACCGAAGUACCAACAAAAUGCCUCUCGCGCAACUUGCAGAACCCUGGCCCAAAAUGGAGCUGGUCCAGCUCGAGACUGAGAAUGGACAAAGCACCACAGAUGAUGGAGUCACAUCUGCAGACAAGGACAGCUCUGAACUCUCCUGGGUAGAGAAGGAUUUUGCCAAAUUAGCUAUCAAGGAAGAUGACGUCAUCAAGGAGAUCAACAUCACUCACGUGGUCAAGGAGGGCUCGGAGAAGGCCGAUGCCUCACAGUUUGAGCUGCUCAAGGUGUUGGGCCAGGGCUCGUUUGGCAAGGUGUUCCUCGUGCGCAAGGUGACCCCACCUGACGACAACCAGCUGUACGCCAUGAAGGUGCUCAAGAAGGCUACGCUGAAGGUGAGAGACCGAGUCCGAACUAAAAUGGAGAGGGACAUCCUUGCUGACGUCAACCAUCCUUUCGUGGUGAAGCUCCACUAUGCCUUCCAGACAGAAGGAAAGCUCUAUCUUAUUCUGGACUUCCUCAGAGGAGGAGACUUAUUCACACGUCUCUCGAAGGAGGUCAUGUUCACCGAAGAGGACGUUAAAUUCUACCUGGCAGAGCUGGCCUUGGGAUUGGACCACCUUCACAGUCUGGGCAUCAUCUACAGAGACCUCAAACCUGAGAACAUUCUGCUGGACGAAGAGGGACACAUCAAACUCACAGAUUUUGGUCUGUGUAAGGAGGCCAUUGACCACCAGAAGAAGGCCUUCUCAUUCUGUGGUACUGUGGAGUACAUGGCUCCCGAGGUGGUGAACAGGCAAGGGCACAACCACAGCGCCGACUGGUGGUCGUACGGGGUACUGAUGUUUGAGAUGCUGACCGGGUCCCUGCCGUUCCAGGGGAAGGAUCGCAAGGAGACCAUGAACCUGAUUCUAAAAGCGAGGUUGGGGAUGCCACAGUUUCUGAGUGCUGAGGCCCAGAGUCUCCUGAGAGCUCUGUUCAAGAGGAACCCAGCAAACAGACUGGCAUCUGGGCCUGAUGGUGCAGAGGAGCUCAAGCGGCACAAUUUCUUUUCCACCAUCGAUUGGAAUAAACUGUUCAGGCGAGAGAUCAAGCCGCCGUUCAGGCCAGCCGUGGCCAGACCCGACGACACCUUUUACUUCGACUCCGAGUUCACCUCUCGGACACCCAAAGACUCUCCUGGUGUUCCUCCGAGUGCCGGCGCCCACCAGCUCUUCCGGGGGUUCAGCUUCGUCGCCACAACACUCUUGGAGGAGGAGCCAGAGGAACCUCCCCCGCAGCCUCUGCACCCUGUGGUCCAGCAGCUGCAUGGGAAGAGCAUCCUGUUCAGCGACGGCUACGUGCUGAAGGAGGACAUCGGCAUGGGCGCCUUCUCAGUGUGCAAACGCUGCGUCCACAAGACCACCAACACUGAGUAUGCCGUCAAGGUGAUUGACAAGUCCAUGACUGACCCCUCAGAGGAGAUUGAGAUUCUACUGCGGUACGGCCAGCAUCCCAACGUCAUCACACUCAAGGAUGUGUAUGACACUGGUAAAGAGGUAUAUCUAGUGACUGAGCUGAUGAGAGGCGGCGAGCUCCUGGACCGUAUCCUCAAGCAGAAGUUCUUCUCCGAGAGAGAGGCCAGUUCAGUCCUACACACCAUCACCAAGACUGUAGAGUACCUACACUCACAAGGGGUGGUGCACAGGGACCUGAAGCCCAGCAACAUCCUGUAUGUGGAUGAGUCGGGGAACCCCGAGUCUCUGCGCAUCUGUGACUUCGGCUUUGCCAAGCAGCUGCGGGCCGACAACGGCCUGCUCAUGACCCCCUGCUAUACCGCCAACUUUGUCGCACCAGAGGUUUUAAAGCGGCAGGGCUACGAUGAGGGAUGUGACGUCUGGAGUCUGGGAGUCCUGCUGUACACCAUGAUCGCUGGCUUCACUCCAUUUGCUAAUGGUCCAGAGGAUUCUCCAGAGGAUAUCCUCAACAGGAUCGGCAACGGCUCCUUCACCCUCACAGGGGGCAACUGGGACCACGUGUCCGAGGCCGCCAAGGACCUGGUGUCCAAGAUGCUGCACGUGGACCCCCACCAGAGGCUCACGGCCAUGCAAGUGCUGAAGCACCCCUGGAUCGUGCAGCGCGACAAACUGCCCAACAGCCAGCUGCAGCACCAGGAUGCCAAACUAGUCAAGGGGGCGAUGGCAGCAACCUACUCAGCGCUGAAGAGCUCUCAGCCCCCACCUGAGCUGAAGCCCAUCGAGUCGUCCUUCCUGGCACAGCGACGCGUCAAGAAGCUUCCCUCCACCUCUCUGUAGAGAAAGAGAGAGAGAAAGAGAGAGAGACACGUGGACUUACUGCACUCACAUACACACACAGACACACACAUGUUCAUGUACACUGAUACACAUCGUAUAAAUGACUGAGGACGUGUCCUUCACAAAAAACAUUACCAGCUGAAGCAAGGGGUACCACCCCCCUUUCUCCAAGACACCCCUGUUCCCUGUCAUCAGUAGCCUAGUUGGGAGGGGGGGCUUCAGAAAAUAGCCAAGGACUGGGUACUGGGGGGUUAUUGAUGCCGAAUGUGUUGUGAUGUGGUGGAAAGACGUGAUUGGCUGUGAUUUCCUGUUCUGUGCCUGACUGUGCAUGCCGAGAUGGAGCGAUGAUCCAACCCAACCCCAGACCACACAAGCAAGCACACUGGUAUUAUUCCUAGGUUUACCUUAUUAUUGUUAUUGUUGUUAUUAUUAUGAAUGUGCUUGCUCAAGCACACAGCGUUCCAAAGUAAUGCUGUAUCUUAAAGAAUGUCUGUUCAUCUUCUCAUCGGCCAUGUUCCCCUCAGUCACGCUAAGGUUGGAUAUCGUCUUUUUGCUUGUCCAUCUGUAAAUGUAGUCCUCCAUUCCCUGUGCCCGUUCCUCCCCCGGCUCCGGUCACCUCACCCCUGACUCUGUCCGACUGGUUUCAAAUUCCUUUGAAUUGGCCUGUUUUCUGGAGAUCCGAUAUCUCAGUCUCGUCAUUUUCACACUCCGCUUCCCUCCCACCUCCCCUUAUUCGCACGGCCUCUCAGAUCGAGAUCCGCAAGGGCUCCGUCUGGUUCUAGGGUUCUAGGCGUCAGCUGAGCGGUUCUGUGAGCACUUGCCUCCGCUUCUUAGAGACUGUUGCACUGCACAGGUUUAUGAUGUGAACCUUGCAGACCACUGGAAGGGGAAGGGGGCACUUGGUUUCGUAUGGGGGGGAGGGGGGUUGACUGUUGAGAGAUUUGGAGUGUGUUCUGCAUGGUCUUGUCCAGCUUGCUUCGCCGCGUCGCCUUUUCCAGGUCAGUGCUUUUUGCUUGCUGACCUUAAUGGGCUUCGGGUUAGAAAAAAUGCAAAGUGUCUCCUGAUAUUUUUUGUCCAAAAAAAGAGAUUAAAAUAAAGUCUGCCAUAUGGUUUCCAGUGGCAUACAUGUGGCAUG